Megalops cyprinoides (Indo-Pacific tarpon) is the source of this 5118-nucleotide messenger RNA. It is a transcript of the gene smarcc1a, whose product is annotated as SWI/SNF related, matrix associated, actin dependent regulator of chromatin, subfamily c, member 1a. Gene Ontology annotation, molecular function: histone binding; nucleosomal DNA binding. The record is from RefSeq and is a predicted model, not a curated record. Gene Ontology annotation, cellular component: SWI/SNF complex; npBAF complex; nBAF complex. The coding region runs from base 27 to 3278 and encodes 1083 amino acids. Gene Ontology annotation, biological process: positive regulation of DNA-templated transcription. NCBI's taxonomy places the organism in Eukaryota, Metazoa, Chordata, Actinopteri, Elopiformes, Megalopidae. The transcript has 28 exons.
AGGUGAAUAACAGCGGAUAACUAACAAUGGCGACAUCGGCAACUGUAACGGGGGGAACGGGUUCAGGCGGGCCAGCCGCUGGUCAGGCAGCCAGCGGUCCUUCAGUUGGUAGGAAGAAAGAUGGAGGACCAUCUUCGAAAUAUUGGGAGAGCGCUGAAACAGUCUCUCAGCUGGAGUCGGUUCGUCUUUGGAUUGGAAAGCACUACAAAAAGUAUGUCCAGGCUGACUCUCCUUCCAGCAAGUUCCUGGCGGGGCUAGUUGUCCAGCUGCUGCAGUUCCAGGAGGAUGCGUUUGGCAGAAGAGUCAACAACCCAGCCCUCACCAAACUGCCUGCAAAGAGCUUCCUGGACUUCAAACCAGGGGGGGCAUUAUGUCACAUCCUGGGCUCUGCAUACAAGUUCAAGAGCGAGCAAGGAUGGCGCCGCUUCGACCUGCAGAACCCCUCCAGGAUGGACAGGAACGUCGAGAUGUUCAUGAACGUGGAGAAGACCCUGGUGCAGAACAACUGUCUGACGCGACCAAUUGUUUAUCUGGUCCCAGAAAUGGAGCAGAAACAGGCCAACAAACUCAAGGACAUUAUAAAGAGGCACCAGGGCUCGAUCACUGAGGACAAGUCCAAAGCCACACAUCACAUCUACCCCUCCCCGGCCCAGCUUGAAGAAGAAGAGUGGCUCCGCCCUGUCAUGCGGAAGGACAAACAGGUGCUGGUGCACUGGGGCAUGUACCCUGACAGCUAUGAUACGUGGGUGUCUGCCAGCGAUGUGGAGGGCGACAUAGAGGAGCCACCAAACCCAGAGAAACCCUGGAAGGUUCAUGCUAAGUGGGUCCUUGACACGGAUGCCUUCAAUGAGUGGAUGAAUGAGGAGGACUAUGAGGUGGACGAGAACAAGAAGCCAGUGAGUUUCCGCCAGCGGAUCUUCCCGCGGGAGGAAGAGUCUUCCCGUACACCCGAUCGCAAGGACCGCAAGGCGGCCGCCGCGGGAAAGAAGAGGAGGCGCUCGCCGUCCCCGCCGGCCACGCCCGCAGAGUCCCGCAAGAAGGGGGGCAAAAAUCGGAACCCCGGGCCAUACUGGAAGCGCAGAGGGCACCGCGAAGAGGAGGAGCCAGAGGAGGACCUGACUAAGGACAUGGAGGACCCCACACCUGUGCCCAACAUGGAGGAGGUCACCCUGCCCAAGAAUGUGAACCCCAAGAAAGACAGCGAAAACACUCCUGUGAAGGGCGGCACAGUGGCUGAUCUGGACGAACAAGAGGACGACUCCAUGCUCUCUGGAGGCAAGGAGGAGGAGGAGCUGGGAAAGGCUGACGUGAACCGCCUGGUGGACUCAGGCGAAGACAAUGUGACGGAGCAGACCCACCACAUCAUCAUUCCCAGCUACGCUGCCUGGUUCGACUAUAACUGCAUCCAUGAGAUCGAGAGACGAGCACUGCCGGAGUUCUUCAACGGCAAGAACAAGUCCAAGACCCCCGAGAUAUACCUGGCCUACCGGAACUUCAUGAUCGACACAUACCGCUUGAACCCUCAGGAGUACCUGACCUCCACAUCCUGCCGCAGGAACCUGACUGGGGAUGUGUGUGCCGUAAUGAGAGUGCAUGCCUUCCUGGAGCAGUGGGGACUGGUGAAUUACCAGGUGGAUGCGGAGAGUCGGCCCCUCCCCAUGGGACCCCCACCCACCCCCCAUUUCAAUGUGCUGGCAGACACCCCCUCUGGCCUGGUACCGCUCCACCACCGCCCUCCGCAGAUCCCAGCUUCUCAGCAGAUGUUGAACUUCCCAGAGAAGAGCAAAGACAAGCCAACCGACCUCCAGAACUUUGGCCUGCGCACUGACAUCUAUUCCAAGAAGAACCCUAAGAGUAAAGGUGCCAGCGCUGGCAGGGAAUGGACUGAGCAGGAGACUCUGCUGCUGCUGGAGGCCCUGGAGAUGUACAAGGACGACUGGAACAAGGUGUCGGAGCACGUGGGCAGCCGCACGCAGGACGAGUGCAUCCUGCACUUCCUGCGGCUGCCCAUCGAGGACCCCUACCUGGAGAACUCGGACGCCUCCCUGGGCCCGCUGGCCUACCAGCCCGUCCCCUUCAGCCAAUCCGGAAACCCGGUCAUGAGCACGGUGGCCUUCCUGGCCUCUGUGGUUGACCCUCGCGUGGCCGCCGCCGCCGCCAAGGCUGCACUCGAGGAGUUCUCGCGGGUGAGAGAAGAGGUCCCGGCGGAGCUGGUGGAGGCCCAUGUGAAGAAGGUGCAGGAAGCGGCACGCAGCACAGGCAGAGUGGAUCCCGCCUUCGGCCUGGAGAGCAGUGGCAUCGCGGGCACUGCCCCAGAAGAGCCUGAGAAGACUGACUCAUCAGAGGGGGAGAAGAUGGACACAGACAGUGAGUCCCAGCCGGCUGAUCGGGCUGAGUCCAAGGAUGAGGCAGAGAAGCCCGGCGAGUCGGCGGAGAGGCCGGCGGAGGGGGAGAGGGUGAAGAACGAGACGGCCGAGCAGGCGGACAGGGAGGAGGCGGAGAGCGAGGGAGGAGAGGAGGCCAAGGCGGGAGAUAAGGACAGGGAGGAGGCGAUGGACACAGCUGAAGGCCCCAAGGAGGCGGAGGGAGAGGAGGGCAAGAAGAAGCUCGAACACGACGUCGGAGAGGGGAACAUCGCUACUGCGGCCGCUGCUGCCCUGGCGUCCGCUGCCACUAAGGCCAAGCACUUGGCGGCAGUGGAGGAGAGGAAGAUCAAGUCUCUGGUGGCCCUUCUGGUGGAGACGCAGAUGAAGAAGCUGGAGAUCAAGCUGAGGCACUUUGAGGAGCUGGAGACCAUUAUGGACCGGGAGAAGGAAGCGCUGGAGCUGCAGAGGCAGCAGCUGCUGACGGAGCGGCAGGCCUUCCACAUGGAGCAGCUGAAGUAUGCCGAGAUGAAGGCCCGCCAGCAGAUGGAGCAGCAGCAGGCCGCCGCCGCCGCCGCCCAGAACCCCAGCGGCCACCACGGCCCCCCGCCGGGCAUGCACGGCCACCCCGCCCCCGGAUACCCCCCCAUGCACCACCCCAUGGGCCCGCACCACCCCCCACAGACAGGUGAGCGCCACACAAACGCACCCUCAGGCCCCGGCCAGCCCAUGCCAGGGCGCAUGAUGCCUGGCCCUCCGCCCGGCGGACAGCCUCAACCAAACAUGCCCCCCAUGAUGGGACCCAGGCACCCUGGAGCCCCCAACGGCAUGUACCCCGGCCCUCCUCCUGCACAGCCUGAUGGGAUGCCUCCUGCCCCUGUUGGACCUCCACCAUCCCGUGUGGCUGAUAACUAAGACCCUCCACACAGACAGACACACACACACACACACACACACACUCACGCACACCUCUGGGACCUUCCAAAACAUCAAACCAAACACUCGUCUUAUUCAGACCUGUAACAUGUACAGACACAGGCAUUCCUCACCAGUGCCUGACCAACCCCUAAUCCUCCUGCUGCCGCCUCCAACCCCAGCAUCCCUCUUGUGAGUGCAGUCUGUGGCAGGGUGUUUUUACCUGUACCAGAAUUUAUUUUCCCCACCCCUCAGGCCUCGCACCAAAAUGCACACACCUAUAGGAAAAAAACACGCUCACACACACAGCUCUACAGGGAAAAGCUGACGCGUGCACAUACACACAUGCCCCUUACAUGGAAAACCGUACACAGACACACAUGCCAUUAACAGACAGGGCAAUUGCCCAGGAGCUUGGUUCCUGAUAAGCAUUAGCAGGCAGCUGAGAGGACGCCACGGUUCGGCCGUCUCUUAUCUAGUACUGACACUGGUUGUAUGUUAGUCUCAUGGGAGGAAGACAGGGGGCGCUAUAGAGAAUGGCAGCACCGAGAGCCUCCUGAUAGGUCCAGACAGCAUGGACAAGAGUCUGUUUUCCCUGAAAUGUGACACACGUGUACAUUGUUUCCUGUGUGAUGUGAACAGGAUUGUCAGAGAGCACAUAAGCUAUAGGACUCAACAGUGAUCAAGCUCAGGGUUGAGGUGCCAGUCAGACUGUGAGCGCUCGCCUCUGUACCUCUCGCUGAUGCCCCCCGCCCCCCCCCAGCCACCACAUGGCGCUGUAACAAUGGGAUACCUCCCGUCACGUCUCUCCCUGCCUUACACUCGCCCACAUCUGUACUGUGCCUGUCUACUUUGGUGAGAGCCGAGGCGGAGCCGUGCACGACGUCACAGCGGGUGCUGAUCGUGAGCCCCCCUCCUUCCUACUCUCCUCAGAAGAAUCUACCUCUGCUCCCGGCACUCCCUCGUCAGUUAGUGCUGCGUGUGUGUGUGUGUGUGUGUGCGUGCUUGUGCAUUCUGGAUUGCUCUGGGCAGGGAUCAGCACCUGCCCCCCCGGAGAUCAUGGUGGGGGGGUGUGGGUUGCAGCAGACGCCUCGGCGGAAUCAGCACUGGAGGGAAAGGGGGUCAGUGGAGUAGCUGCUGUAGAGCAUCGUGUGCUUUUCCCUCGGUAACUUGUGUGUCUGUGUCUCCUCUGCCGAAGCACAGAGGACAGCGGUAGCAAAGAUAGAUAUAUAUUUUUUUUUGGGUUUCCAGAUCUUCCCUGUAGCCUCUUCUUCCUGUGUAUGCCACGGAUGUCCACAUAUACCUCUUGCAAAGGACUGUGAGUGUAGCUUUCCUCUGGUGUAGCUAGUCAGGUGCGGUCCGGGAGUGUGGGGACGGUUACAGCCCACACACCAGAACGUGCAGACGCACACACAAACACAAACACACACACACACACACCCAUUUGAACACUGUUUCAGCUUGUACAGGAGACAGGCCAUGCACUUCCCCCCAUCUCUCUCUUUCUGUAUCCCCAGACUAGAGGUGGAGAAUCUCAGCUCCGCUCCCCUGGUGGCGUUUGGUUUCUUUAAUGCUCUUUCCCUCCCUCUCCAUCUGUAUAACACCUUUCUGGUGUUGAUAUAGUAGCUGGCGAUGCCUCUCCUCUCUUGCCCUCCCCCUCUAUUAACUGUCUGUGACUGCUGUUUAGAGGCUGCCUGUCCUCAGGUUAAUUACUAUGCCCCUCCCCCACCACCCCAACAUAGUCCACCCUGCUCCUCAGCCCUCCCCCAACAGCUUCUCACUCAACCUUUCCCAGGAUAUUUUAUCACAGGUGAUGGGAACCAAAACUGCAUUGCCCUAU